UCGCAGUUUACGUGUAGACAUAAUGAAGUGGUCGACAUGACCCUGACAACCACGAGAGAGUAUUUAUAGAGUUGAAUCUUCCAUCCUCGCUUAUUCCUUUGGCUUUCUUUGUACCUCGAAGUUUCCAUCACAAACAGCGAGCAUCGGACUACUGAGCUGUAGCUUUUCUGAGGAAUCCUCGUGUUCCUGAAGAACAAGCAGACGUUACCAUGGGCGACCCGGUGUUGAUGAAAUAAAAAUAAAAUGGAUCUCAGAUCGGUUUGCAGCGCUCGCCCAUCACGUGCAGUAAAUGACUCAUUGGCUGAAGGCUCGGUACAAAUGGUAUUUAAGAAAGUGAGUCCCGACGAUCACCUGUGUGAGACUGUGGCGCCUCCUACGACAUAUGGUGGUUAACAUGUUGACAACAAUGAUUUUACCCUUCAUACUUCUUUCUCUGGCCUCUUGUCUUGAAGCCUUCAACAAAGGAAGUGUUCCCAAACCACAAGUCAUGCUACAGUUACAAGGCAUGGACUACGCGCUGUUUGGCUACAACAGUCUCAAGGGAUGCCCUCUGACCUCAGGACGUGACCGGGGCUUUACUCUCCCCAUCUUUUCUGGUGAGUUUCACGUGACCCCAGACUUUCGCUAUAGCGGUCCACGUGGCGUGGUUCUGUCCCACGAUGUGUCAUGUGACACGUCGUUUACGUCGAAGGUGGUGGAGACGCCGUACGACCUGACCACGCUGCUGACUGGCACCGCGCGACUCGGUGCUGAUAAGUGGGGGCCUCCCUUCUCGGCCAGCCAACACUUUCACAAACUGUCCGAGGAACUGAGAAAACACGUCUUAGUCGUUACGACCGCUGUCUGCAGUUUGUACGACCUGACACUUCUGCUCUCGGAACCGCCAUCUUUUCAUCCGUCGUUCUUAGACUGGAUCGAUCAAAUCAACAACACUGACAACGACGACAAGUACCUUGAGUUCCUUGACACUUACGGCACACACUUCGUGUCAAGGGCCCGCUUUGGGGCUUCCAUAACAGUCAUCUACAAGAUGGACGAUAACGUUUAUCGGCUUCUAACAGAGGAUCACGUGACAUCAGCUGCCAGCUACUCUACUUCUGCCCUUUUUGGAAAACCCCACACCUUGAACUCUGAUCAGCAAAAAGCAAUAGCAGAGUUUCGAAACCACAAGAUAACAACGUUUGCUGUCGGUGUUCCUCUACCUCAUGGCGGUAACAGCGCCACGUGGUUGACAGCAGCGAAAGAUAACCCCUCUGUCAUCGACUAUGACUUGACCUCUGUGGAGGUUCUCUUUUCAGACACCUUCAUGGGUGCCGCAAGUCCUACAGGCGGUUAUGGCAUUGACCACGACAGGAUCAAGAAGAACAUCAUGGCUGUCAAGACCAAAUACUGUCGGAGUUUAAAGAGGAAAGACCUGUUAGUUGACUGUAGAGAUACCGGUAGGACACUGCUUUUUACAAAGUUGAUUGGUAACACGAAAUAUGGAGCUGCCGAGUCCGCUGACCAGUGUCUUGAGGAAUGUUAUCAACUUGCAGGCUGCGUGGCUGUGAGUUUUUGUCCUUUGUGUACGAGGGACAACAGAGGCAGCAAGUGUCAAGUGUUUAGUGCUGGCGACAUCCACAGGGCAGUCAACGACCGUCAGUGGCAGACGAUCAUGUUAGUUGACAAACUGGAGACAUUUGUAAAGCUGCACAACACCAUGGUUGUUGUCAACUCUCGUUUUCUGUCUGACAUCCAUCCUGUCACCUCCGUACAGGACUGCUACCCAUCUUGUAUUCAAGAUACCCAGUGUGUGGCCUUUACCUUGACUGACACUUCAGGUUCAUUAAUUAAAUGCACGCGCCACACAGACUCACCUCUGUCCUUGACACAGGGAACAGGUGUCAGCGUGUACAUCGUCUCCCCGCUGGUCAAAAGAAUUAUCACAGGGGGACAGACGAGAGGCCUUGCUCCCUCCUCCAUGCUGAACGACUGGUACAAGGCCGCCUGUGUCAUCGACGACGAGUGUCGUCAGAAAGAGUCCAUGUGCUUUCUAAACAGGUGCCGCUGUCGACCUGGGUUCUUCUUCUCAACUCGUGACUACACGUGCUCUGAGACAUGUAGUCCAGCCCACCUGCACAACACCUUCAUGGAGUAUCCUGAGAGCGGACUGAGGGGACACAAUAUGGUGGCACGGGAUGGAGUCAGUUUGCAGACGUGCAGCGACCUGUGUGUCAGCAUCAGAGGUUGUCUGUCCUUUGACUUCAGAGCCACAGGAGGGCGCUGUCUGCUUCAUGACGUCACCGCUCGUGACGCUCAGUCAGGAUGGUAUCCUCACACCAGUACAGGGUGGACCCACUACCAGAGAAGCUGCCUGCAGUCUUCCGCCUCAUACCCGGGACCAGAGUGGUACAACGCACCCUGCAAAAGACACGUGGAUUGUCCUGAGCCUAACAGUCGGUGUGUGUCGGGUAGAUGUUUGUGUACUGACGGCUUUGUUUACUUGGAAACUGACUCCUCGUGUUAUCCAGAGUCAUGUCGGGACUUGCAGACACCAGGAGGCAAGUCAGGUGUCUACUCCAUUGAACUGCCAGAAACCAGAGAGAAACUGAGAGUGUGGUGUGACAUGGACUCUGGCAAUGGCGGCUGGCUGGUGUUCCAGAGACGCCGUGACGGCUCCGUUGACUUCUACAGGAACUGGACACAAUAUGAACAGGGCUUUGGUGACAUCACUGGGGAGUUCUGGCUGGGUUUAUCAAGGCUUCACACCCUGACCAAAGGGAGACCCACCCGACUGCGUGUUGACCUUGCCGAGGUUACCGGAGAACGUCACUACGCUGAGUACACGACAUUCAGGGUGGACGGUCCUGAGACAAACUACACACUGACCGUGUCCGGCUACUCGGGUGACGCGGGUGACAGCAUGGCGUAUCAUAACAACCAGAGUUUUUCAACCAAGGACAAUGGCAGCUGUGCCUCUGCGUAUCACGGCGCCUGGUGGUACAAAGACUGUUACAACUCUAACCUCAACGGCCGAUACAAGGCUGACGGGGCCGCGGUUGGUAACGGCAUCCACUGGUAUCACGCCCACAAUGACCAUAGGAGCUUCACCUUCAGCGAGAUGAAAGUACAACCAGUGAGACUGUGGCGCCUCCUACGACAUAUGGUGGUUAACAUGUUGACAACAAUGAUUUUACCCUUCAUACUUCUUUCUAUGGCCUCUUGUCUUGAAGCCGUGAACAAUGGAAGUGUCCCCAAAGCACAAGUGAUGCUACAGUUGCGAGAAACUGACUCCUCGCAUCCUGCUGUAGAGUCAUGUCUGGACUUGCAGACAACAGGAGGUAAGUCAGGUGUCUACUCCAUUCAACUGCCAGAAACGAGAGAGAAACUGAGAGUCUGGUGUGACAUGGACUCUGGCAAUGGCGGCUGGCUGGUGUUCCAGAGACGCCGUGACGGCUCCGUUGACUUCUACAGGAACUGGACACAGUAUGAACAGGGCUUUGGUGACAUCACCGGGGAGUUCUGGCUGGGUUUAUCAAGACUUCACACACUGACCAAAGGGAGACCCACCCGACUGCGUGUAGACCUUGGAGAAGUGGGUGGACAUCGUCACUACGCUGAGUACUCGACAUUCAGUGUGGACGGUCCUGAGACAAACUACAGACUGACCGUGGCCUUCUACUGUGGUAACGCGGGUGACAGCUUGCAUCAUCACAACAAACAGAGUUUUUCAACCUAUGACCGUGACAACGACGAGGCAUAUUUCAACUGUGCCGCUGCCUUACCCGGCGCCUGGUGGUACAAAGAUUGUUACAAGUCUAACCUCAACGGCCGAUACCAGGCUGACCCGGGCUCGCAUGAUCUCGGCAUCCACUGGCUUCACGCCCACCAUGACUGGAGGAGCUUCACCUUCAGCGAGAUGAAAGUGCAACCAUGUGUAAAAUCGCCUUGUCUACUGUACUAUCAACGCUCACACCCUUAGUCUACAACACCUUUCACUCGUGAUGUCACCUCAGUGGCGAUGACUGAUCUUUAAAUAUUUUAUAAUAGAAACUCAGUGCAUCAUAUUCUCCCUUAGUUGUUUUUAUAUUGAUCGUAUUGCUAAACAUUUCUAACACGCAAACCAUAACACGUCUUAUUUGUAUUGAUGAAGUAAACACAUUAACUGUCUGUAAAAAUGUAAUGAACUGUAGUUAGACAUAAUAGUUUAAACAAUUUAAAGUAGUGUAAUACGGUGUCAAAAGUAUAAUUGUCAACUGAUAGUUUCAUUUUUCGAAUAAUACAAAAGUGUUGUUUAUCUUAAAGAUUGUUCCUCAUAAUUUUCUGACUGAUGACAACUAUACCUGACACAAUUUGCAUUAUAUGAAAAAGAAUUUUGAAAAAGUUUUUUUUUUUUUUUUCAUGUGAAGCUUACUCUAUCUUUUCUUUAAUGUAUUAAAGCGAAAUCGUACACUUUGUCAGACCUAAGACCUAAGCCGACUCUUCAGAUAAACAAUUUAUUGCAAAGAAUGAAUUGGUAUGUUCAAUAAAGUAAUGAAAAUUAUAAUUUGUUUUGUUGCUAUGUAUUUCCACAUUUGAGUACAUGAAAUAACAUCCAGAUACUGUCACAGACACUCUGUUGUGGACAGCACACACACAAGUCACUGUCAACACACUGCGUUCCACACGUGUUCUGUUUGGAUGAUGUCCCAGAGACGUUCACGCUGAACACACACACUUCCUUGUAUAGCAACUUCCGGUACACUUCCUUGUAUAGCAACUUCCGGUACACUUCCUUGUAUAGCAACUUCCGGGACACUUCCUUGUAUAGCAACUUCCGGGACACUUCCUUGUAUAGCAACUUCCGGGACACUUCCUUGUAUAGCAACUUCCGGGACACUUCCUUGUAUAGCAACUUCU
This is a messenger RNA of Pomacea canaliculata, 4878 nucleotides long. RefSeq lists its product as uncharacterized. The transcript has 17 exons. Lineage: Eukaryota; Metazoa; Mollusca; Gastropoda; Architaenioglossa; Ampullariidae. The record is from RefSeq and is a predicted model, not a curated record. Bases 383 to 3961 code for a protein of 1192 amino acids.